Molecule: messenger RNA, 1449 nt
Organism: Heterostelium album PN500
Lineage: Eukaryota; Evosea; Eumycetozoa; Acytosteliales; Acytosteliaceae
Exons: 5
Coding region: 1-1449 (482 amino acids)
Biological process (GO): proteolysis
Molecular function (GO): dipeptidyl-peptidase activity; serine-type exopeptidase activity
Source: RefSeq, a predicted model, not a curated record
AUGUUUAGAAACAGUGUAUUAGUACUGUUUAUUGUAUAUUUGGCAGCUGUGAGUGCUGUCAUCAACACACCACUCUACAAAAGAAGAUUUGCCAAGGAACGUCAACUUUUACCACAACCACCAUUAAUGUCAAAUGAAACUUUUUGGUUCACUCAAUUGGUAGAUCACUUUGAUCCAAAUAACGAUGAAACAUUCCAACAACAAUAUCAAGUAAUCGACGACUACUUUGAUGGUACAGGUCCAAUCUUUUUCUUCUUGGCUGGUGAAGCUCCAAUGGGAUUCUUCAACUUCCAAGAGGUUCAAAUCUGGAAUUGGGCAGACAAGUUCAAUGCUUUAUAUGUUGUUUUGGAGCACAGAUUCUACGGUGCCUCGAAUCCAACCAACGACUUUUCCACUCCGAAUCUCAGAUAUCUCACCAGUCAGCAAGCAUUGGCCGACGCCGCCAACUUCCUCACCUCGUUCAAGGCCGAACGUGGACUUGAGUCGGCACCAGUCGUCGUUUUUGGUUGCUCAUACUCUGGUGCUCUCUCAGCCUGGUUCCGUUUGAAGUAUCCACAACUCGUAGUUGCAUCGGUCGCUCCAUCCGGCCCGGUUUUGGCUCAACUCAACUACACCGGUUACUACUCGCAGUUCUCCAACUCUGCCGCACCAGACUGUGUUGCCGCCGCACAGACUGCCACCAACCAAAUCAUGGCAUUGACAACCUCCAAGUCUGGACGUGACCAACUCGCCAAGACAUUCAAUUCGUGCUCCAACUUGGAGAAUCCACGUGAUCUCUACUACUUCCUCUACACUCUCACCGAAGCAUUGGGAUCGGCCGACCAAAUGAACAAUCCACCAACCUGGGGAUUGAACACCACCUGUCAAACUCUCACCCAAACAUCUAGCCUCCUCGACAACUGGGCACAAAUUGUCGCCGGUGGUCAAACUGGAUGUCAAGACUACUCCCUAAAGUCAUUCAUCGACUCAAUGAGAAAGACAAACAGCAAGGAUCAAGAUGGUAGCAGAAGUUGGUUAUGGCAAACUUGUGUCGAAUUUGGUUAUUUCUCUACUACCUAUCCAGGUACAUCUGUAUUCCCACCAACUUUGAAUGUUGAAGAACAAGUCAAGUGGUGUGAAGAGAUCUUUGACAUCAAGGGAAUGACACCAAAUAUCGCUUGGACCAACUCAUACUAUGGUGGUCAACAAAUUCAAGGUAGCAAUAUUAUGUUUACCAAUGGUCUUUUGGAUCCAUGGCAUUUAUUGAGUGUUAAUGAACCAAACUUGGAAGGAACUGUUCAAGCCGCCACCUACGAAGCCGGUCACUGUGGAACCCUUAUCCAAUCGACAUCGAUCGAUCCACCAUCGCUUAUUGCCGCAAGAGCUCAAAAACUUUCACAAUUUAAUGAAAUGCACACACUUAUUCGUUUUCCUUGUGACAACGUUGAAAAAAGAGGUUCAUGGACCUAG